Molecule: messenger RNA, 820 nt
Organism: Temnothorax curvispinosus
Lineage: Eukaryota; Metazoa; Arthropoda; Insecta; Hymenoptera; Formicidae
Product: casein kinase I-like
Exons: 3
Coding region: 425-820 (131 amino acids)
Biological process (GO): endocytosis; signal transduction; peptidyl-serine phosphorylation
Cellular component (GO): cytoplasm; nucleus
Molecular function (GO): ATP binding; protein serine/threonine kinase activity
Source: RefSeq, a predicted model, not a curated record
GCGACGGACAAGCGCGAGCACAGCGCCUCCGCCUCCGCCAUCAGCGCGACCGCCAUCGCAAGGUGCGCUGAUCUGUUUCAUCGCGACUAGCCACGAAGAAAUGCCCGUAGGUUCGAGAUCAAUCAGUCCGGGUUCUUGUGCCACGGGCAUGGAGGUAUUACUGCCGUCGAGCCAGUAACGCGAGCGUACGACACCACGAAGCCAGUCCUGCACGCGCCGCCCCGUUGUCGCGCGAGAGCGAGCAUCGCAUCACCACCGCUCACGUCGGGUCAGCUGCUGCUGCUGUUGCUGGUGCUGCUGCACCGCGCUGCCUACCCUACGCUAGGUUGUUGGUGUGUGUAUUUAGUCGCCUCGCCGCCGCCGCCGUGAUCGUAACCGCGAUCGUGAUACUUCCAUCGGGGUACGCCGCGCGGGCUUGUGUACGAUGGAGCUACGUGUUGGUAACAAGUACCGGCUAGGACGGAAAAUCGGGAGCGGCUCCUUUGGCGACAUUUACCUAGGUACCAAUAUUUCUACAGGCGAAGAAGUCGCUAUCAAAUUAGAAUGCAUAAAAACGCGACAUCCACAGCUGCACAUAGAGUCCAAGUUUUACAAGAUGAUGCAAGGAGGCGUUGGAAUACCAACCAUAAAAUGGUGUGGUUCAGAAGGUGACUAUAACGUGAUGGUGAUGGAAUUACUUGGACCAUCACUGGAAGACUUAUUUAAUUUUUGUUCAAGGCGUUUUUCUCUGAAAACGGUCCUGCUCCUUGCCGAUCAAUUGGUAAACAAAUAUUCCUUCUAUUAUAAAAAUUUAUCUUAUCUAGAUGUUAUAUAUAAAUAA